Messenger RNA from Hordeum vulgare subsp. vulgare (domesticated barley), 680 nucleotides. RefSeq lists its product as uncharacterized. The record is from RefSeq and is a predicted model, not a curated record. The transcript is spliced from 2 exons. Bases 63 to 680 code for a protein of 205 amino acids. Lineage: Eukaryota; Viridiplantae; Streptophyta; Magnoliopsida; Poales; Poaceae.
CUGCAGCGUACAACAUUCCGGAACCGAGGUCAGCUAGACCGAGUGCGGCGCCGUCGUCGUCCAUGCGGUGGGGAGAGGGUCGUAAUACUACGCCGACACUUCCACGACAUGACUCGUCUCUACCAAUACAUGGGCAGACAUCACAGGUAAAUGCUCCAGAUGUAGGUUCGACACCCGAACAGACUCAUUUCGUGGAGCAGGAUGCAUAUACAGCAUAUGGCGCACACAUUCAAGGAUCUCAGCCAUAUCUGCCCACGCGAGGGAUUAGGAUGCCCGAGGAGAAUCGUUGGGCUGAGACAAGCGAGGGAGCACAAAGCUACAACAGCGGUCAGGAAAUUAAUGAUCCAUCAUGGGGAGAUGAACAUACCCAGCGUGGCGUACAGAAAGAAAUACUCACAGAAACCCAUGAUACUCAAUGCACGCUCCCAGGAAUGAUAAAUGAUUUUUUCGGGCAGGAUGUUAUUGGUCCAUCUUACAUCAAUUCUGAGUCACAACCAUUCACCUAUAAUUUAGAAUCAUCAUCUCAAUAUGGAUUUCAGACUCCACCACCUAUGCAUGAGUCGCAGACACAGGAACACGAGGGACAGUACGGUCGUGGUCUUCGUGAACACAGACCCCCUGACCGAUUGUCACCCUCCGGUCGUCGGGCAAGGCCAGCUGGUCGUCGUCGCAUAGGGUGA